Messenger RNA from Conger conger (European conger), 3441 nucleotides. It is a transcript of the gene gc2, whose product is annotated as guanylyl cyclase 2. Lineage: Eukaryota; Metazoa; Chordata; Actinopteri; Anguilliformes; Congridae. The transcript is spliced from 19 exons. The record is from RefSeq and is a predicted model, not a curated record. The coding region runs from base 1 to 3441 and encodes 1146 amino acids. Gene Ontology annotation, biological process: protein phosphorylation; cGMP biosynthetic process; intracellular signal transduction. Gene Ontology annotation, molecular function: guanylate cyclase activity; peptide receptor activity; ATP binding.
AUGCCUGUCGCUAAGUACGCUUCUCACCUGGGCCUGCUUUCAAAACAGUGGGAGCAGCUGGGGAAAGGGCUACGUCUGAGGUUCAGUGAAUACAGCACCAGGCUGCUUGCGAUGCUCCAGCAGCAUUGUCCCUUCCACAGUUUACUGCAGGAAUGGAUGACAGGAAGACUGAGGACUCCUGACUGCAAGCAACCCAAAGCCCCCUUCUCUCCACAUAGGGCCUUGCUGCUCUGGCUCCUUUUACCUGCUCUCUGCCUCCCCAGUAAGACCCAGGCCUCUCUAUUCAGGGUGGGAGUGAUAGGGCCAUGGUCAUGUGACCCCCUCUUUGCCAAGGCGUUGCCUAAAGCGGCAGCACAGCUGGCAGUGGAAAGGAUUAACAAGGAUGAUUCUCUGCUGCUGGGUACCACAUUUGACUAUGUCAUCCUGGAGGAGGACUGCCAGACGUCCAGGGCUCUGAGCGACUUCCUGCACUACGGCACACAGGCAUCUGCCUUUGUGGGGCCUGUCAAUCCUGGGUACUGUGAUGCGGCCUGUCUGCUGGGCAAGAGCUGGAACAAGGCCGUUUUCUCCUGGGCCUGCGUUGGCCAAGAGCUGGAUGUCAGGACUCACCCCACCAUGGCCUGUACCACGCCCUCCCCCAGCUGGGUGCUGCUGCGCUUCAUGCGCCACUUCCGCUGGGCACACGUGGGGAUCAUCUCGUCGGCGGAAGAGAGCUGGGUAGAAACAGCUGGCAAGGUGGCAUAUGACCUGCGCAGCUACGGAUUCGCCGUGGGCAUCGUAGCCACUGUCAGCAACGACCCUGCCAGCAUGCGCCAGACCCUGGCUGAAGUCGAGAAUAUAGAACACCUCAGCAUGGUCAUCCUCUGCAUGCACUCAGUGCUGAUCGGUGGGAAAACGCAGAAGCUGCUCUUGGAGACGGCCCACGACAUGCAUAUGACAGAGGGCUCGCUGGUGUUCCUGCCCUUCGACACGCUACAGUACAGCCUGCCCUAUGACGACAUCCGCUACCCAGCUCUGCGCAACAACAGCAAGCUGAUCCGAGCCUACGAUGCUGUGCUCACCAUCACCAUGGAUGCCAAGGAGACAUCCUUUUAUGAGGCCUACCAGGAGGCCAUUGACCGUGGGGAGGUACCCGCAGACAUCAAACCCCAGCAGGUGUCUCCUCUAUUUGGAACAAUCUACGACUCCAUCCUGUUCCUAGCCACAGCAAUGCAGCGUAUGCAGGACUCGGGAGUGUGGUUGUCAGGGAGCAACCUGGCCCGGCACUCCCACAGCAUGGCCUUCUACGGUUUCAACCAGGAAAUCCUCACCAACAUCACUGGUGCAAGCCUGGUAAACUUUGUGGUGCUGGACACUGACGGACGCUCCUGGGAGCUCUAUCCCACUCACAGCAUAGACCCGGGUACCGGACUGGUGAGAUCCCUGGGCAGAUUAAUUCACUACCCACAUGGGGUUUCCAAGGACUCCAGCUGCUGGUUCACACCUGGCAUCAUCUGCAUCGGAGGUGUAGAUCCAUUCUCUGUGGUAACGAUAUUCUUGAUCGUCUUCUCUAUGUCUGCCUUUUUGCUGGGGCUGUCUUACUGCAUAAGACGACGAAUAAAUCAGAUCAGGCUGGUCAGGGGUACCAACAGGAUCAUGCUAACCUUGGAGGAUGUCACUUUUAUCUACCGAUCACUAAGCAACAAGAAACCGAGUUUGGAUGGCAGCAAGGCCAGUGAGGGGAGGAGAAGUUUUUCAGAAGCAGAACGCAGCCUUAAAUCUCCCUUCUCUGCCUCUACUCUGUCUCCAGCCACACCUGAGAACUCUAACGUGGCCAUCUAUGAGGGAGACUGGGUUUGGUUAAAAAAAUUUCCAGAUGGAAAUUUCAAGACCAUCACCCCAAAAACCAGUGAUGUCUUCGAACUGAUGAAGGACAUGAGACAUGACAACAUCAGCCCUUUCCUGGGGUUCUUCCAUGACUGCAACAUCUUCGCCAUCGUCACAGAGUUCUGCUCCCGGGGCAGUAUAGAGGACCUUCUGCGCAAUGAGGACGUCAAACUGGACUGGAUGUUCAAGUCCUCACUGCUGUUGGACCUCAUCAAGGGCAUGAAGUACUUGCACUACAGAAACAUGUGUCACGGAAGGCUCAAGUCACGCAACUGCGUGGUAGAUGGUCGCUUCGUACUCAGAGUCACUGACUAUGGCUACAACAAGGUUCUGGUGUCCCAGAGAUUUCCCUAUGUGGAGCCUCCCGCAGAGGAGCUGCUGUGGACAGCCCCAGAGAUCCUGCGUAGCUCCUGUCCAGGGCAGACCGGCUCCAUGCCCGGCGAUGUGUACAGUUUCUCCAUCAUUAUGCAGGAGGUGGUGAUGCGUGGGCCUCCCUUCUGCCUGGCCAAGCUGUCUGCUGAGGAGCUCCUCCUGAAGAUAAAGAAGCCCCCUCCAUUGUGUCGUCCGGUGGUUCCCCCUGACUAUGCACCCCCGGAGUGCCUCCAGUUAAUGAAGCUGUGCUGGAAUGAACAGCCAGAGAGAAGGCCUACCUUCAAUGACAUCUUUGACCAGUUUAAAAACAUCAACAAAGGGAAGAAGACGAAUAUCAUCGACUCCAUGCUACGCAUGCUGGAGCAGUACUCCAGUAACCUGGAAGAGCUGAUCCGGGAGAGGACCGAGGAGCUGGAGAUAGAGAAACACAAGACAGAGAAGCUGCUCACCCAAAUGCUGCCCCCGUCUGUCGCAGAGGCCCUGAAACUCGGCUGUACCGUGGAGCCAGAACAUUUUGAAAAUGUGACGCUGUAUUUCAGCGACGUUGUGGGCUUCACCACAAUCUCCGCCAACAGCGAGCCCAUUGAGGUGGUGGACCUCCUCAAUGACCUCUACACACUCUUUGAUGCCAUCAUUGGGGACCAUGAUGUAUAUAAGGUGGAGACCAUUGGGGACGCAUAUAUGGUGGCUUCAGGGCUACCAGUUCCCAAUGAGAACCGGCAUGCAGCUGAGAUUGCCAAUAUGGCUUUGGACAUCCUGAGCGCCGUGGGCACAUUCAAGAUGAGGCACAUGCCAGACGUGCCGGUUCGGAUACGCAUUGGCCUGCAUUCCGGGCCCUGUGUGGCAGGCGUUGUGGGACUGACCAUGCCUCGAUAUUGCCUGUUCGGGGAUACAGUUAUCACUGCUUCCCGGAUGGAAUCCACGGGGAUGCCACAACGCAUACAGGUGAGCUGCAGCACUGUGAAAAUCCUACUGGAGCUGAAGGCGGGUUACCAAGUUCAGCUGAGAGCGAGGACAGAAAUUAAGGGGAAAGACUUGGAGGAGACAUACUGGCUAGUAGGCAGGACCGGCUUCACCAAGCCUUUGCCAGUGCCACCUGAGCUAAAGUCAGGGCAAAUGGCACAACGCUUACAGAUGGAGGAAAUAGCUGAGUCCAAGAGGCGGAAAGCAGAAAAACAACAACUUGCUAAGAAGAAUAAGUGA